Molecule: messenger RNA, 5094 nt
Organism: Mizuhopecten yessoensis (Yesso scallop)
Lineage: Eukaryota; Metazoa; Mollusca; Bivalvia; Pectinida; Pectinidae
Product: putative N-acetylated-alpha-linked acidic dipeptidase
Exons: 18
Coding region: 227-2572 (781 amino acids)
Molecular function (GO): carboxypeptidase activity
Source: RefSeq, a predicted model, not a curated record
AUCAGACAUAGCCCGCUCUACUUGGUCAUUACUGCUGAUAGCACACCGCUGUGAUAAGGCUAUGUGAACUGUAAGCGUGUACUGAGCAGCACCACGGGGCCUUGUUUAAUUUUAUAAUGCCAUAUAUAGAAUGUCUGCAUACACCUGAGUACGUACGACCAGAGCAGUAACAACAAUCACCCGUCACUGUAUUAUUGAUAGCGCAAUCCCUGAAACCUCAGUCGACAUGAUGUACGAACUGGCAGACACCGACCACAUCCUCGCCAAGGCGAGGUACGGCAACCCACGGAGACCCCUACUUAUCUGCGGACUCGUCGCCCUGGUGUUGGGGCUUGUCCUAGGUCUCCUGAUCGGUCGCUUCGGACUGUGUCCGGACAACGAACCAGAACCAGCGUCACAGAAAAAUGGAGUAUUCCUACCAGGUGUUUCAAAACAGAUUAUCCAAGAUGGCGACCCAACGAUCAGUGAUCUACUCAUCAAUAGCAUCAGCAGUGAAAACAUCAGGCAAUACCUGCAAGACCUGUCUGAGCUACCCCAUCUCGCGGGGACGGACGCUGACUACCACCAGGCUAAGGAGCUACACGACUUCUGGAAACAGGAGGGACUGGACGAGGUCUACAUCACGCCGUAUGACGUCCUGUUGUCAUACCCAAACGUCACUGAUGACGACAUGAUGAACCGAAUAGAGCUGAUCAACGCCACCGGCGGAGUAGUGUACCAGUCUCCGCUAAGGGAGGCAAUUCUACACCCGAGUGAGAACAAGAGUGGUGUGGUACCGCCCUUUAAUGCCUACUCCCCACCAGGGGAUAUACUGUCUGAGCGACUCUUUUAUGUAAAUUAUGGUAGAGUAGAGGACUAUUGCGGCACAGAUACCAACAACUCUCUGAACGUCACCGGAAGUGUCGUCAUAGCACGGUACGGCAAGAUAUUCAGGGGCGACAAGGUGAAGAUCGCAGCCCAACAUGGAGCUAUAGGCAUUAUCAUCUUCUCCGACCCUGCCGACUACACAUUGGACGGUGACACGUCACGUGUCUACCCAGAUGACUGGUGGCUUCCUCCAACAGGGGCCCAACGGGGUACAACAUAUCUACGAACUGGUGACCCUUUGACCCCGGGAUACCCUGCAACAGACACGGCAUUCCGAAUCCAAGAGGACAGUCCAGAGGCCCAGCUGCCAACUAUUCCUGUUCAUCCUAUUGGAUAUGGAAUUGCCCAGAAAAUCCUCGAGCAGAUGUCUGGUGAUGUGGUACCAGAGGACUGGAGAGGCAAGCUUAACCUUACUUACAGAUAUGGCGGCAAACUGAAGGAGACCGGUUGGAAGAUCCGAAUGUUUAUUUCUACUCAGAACGCGAUGCGUCGAACCUUUAAUGCGUUUGGGAUCCUCCGUGGAGCUAUAGAGCCAGACAGGUACGUGUUGAUGGGUAACCAUAGAGACGCGUGGGUGUUUGGUGCCAUUGACCCCUCAAGUGGCACGGCCGUUAUGAAAGAAGUCUCAAGGGCAAUGGGCAACUUGGUGAAACAAGGAAAAUGGCGGCCGCGGCGUACCAUCAUAUUCUGUAGUUGGGGUGCGGAGGAGUACGGGCUUGUGGGCUCCAGCGAGUGGAUAGAGCAAUACGUGAAAAACCUGGCCGCCCGUUCCCUGGCUUACGUCAAUGUGGACAUCGCCGUAGAAGGAAAUUACACGGUUGAAAUAAAAGCGACUCCACUUAUGUACCGCAGUUUGUACGACGCUACCAAAAAGGUGAAAAAUCCUAACCAAGAGGACCUCGCCAAAGGUAUGCCGACAGUGUAUGAUAAAUGGCUCAGCACAAGCCCCACCAACGGUUCUUCCUUACCCAAGAUCCCCUUCCUUGGAGCCGGAAGUGAUUAUGCCAGGUUUGUGCAGUCUGUGGGACUUCCUUGCGCUGACAUGUCUUAUACGUACGAUAAAAAAAAGUAUCAUCUUGGUUCCUACCCACUGUACCACUCUGUGUAUGAGACCUUCUACGCCAUGGACGAGCUCAUUGACAGAGGAUUCAAGCAUCACGAGACUCUAGGACAGAUAGUAUCAGAAAUAUGUCGUAAUCUGGCGGACAGUCUCAUCAUACCCUUCGAUGUCAUUGAUUUUGCUAAACAACUUGAACAACUGGUCCGUGUUCUGGACAAAGACUAUGGCAAACUACUCAGGGACAAUGGUAUUCGGUUUGAAUGGCUAGAACAAGCAACGCAGAACUUUACCGCUGAGGCCAAUAAGUUCCAUGAUUUGGUAGAUAAGGUCAAUAAAAACAAUCCGUUUGCCAUUCGACAAAUUAACGACCAGCUGAUUCAGUUGGAAAGGGCCUUCAUUGACCCGGCUGGACUCCCAGGGAGGCCUCUCACCAGACACAUCUUGUUCGCACAAAGUAGUGUGAACACCUACGCAGGUAGCAGUUUUCCAGGGCUGGUGGACGCCCUGUUUGAGAUAGAGAACACGCCCCCUGCUGAUCGAGACCGGAGAUGGAAUGUGGUUAAGCAACAUUUCUCCGUCAUCGUUUUUACUAUAGGAUCAGCUCAGUCAACGCUCAGAGAAGUCACAAAAUUCAUGCCGGACUGAUUUGACGAUACGGAUUUAAUAUCACCUCAUUAUAUUACCAAACUUGUCCUUUUGUAUAUGUGCUCCUCCUUUACAACGAUCACUGUCUUUACCGGCUUGUCGAGUAAAUCACUUAUAUAGAGAGGUUCUCCAACUAGCGAUGGUUGGUUAUUAUGUUUAUUUAAACCAAGUCAGUUAAUGUUCAAAUCAUAUAAAGACACGAAGUUUACCGACUGGCUUUUACAAUUGGGAAAAUAAAUUAAUGGAAGUUAGAAAAAAAUAAGAUUACCAGCCAUCAAGAGUUUGGAAACCUUUUUUCUUCCACAAAGUUUAGAUUUUAUUUGUAAAACAACAGGUUUCCCUUGAUGAUGGGGAAAACAGUUGCCAUGAUUGAUGGCGUCACCAUUGAAGAUGACGUCGCAAAGCGUUGUUACCUGACGUCAAAAUAAGAAAAUUGACAAAUGAAUUUCUACCACGUACAUACUGUAUAGUUGUUUAAUUUCUCAGGACUUAUAUCUCACAGUUGUUUUGAUCAGAACUAGUUCGCGGGAAAUAAAUUUAGCGCAACACAGUCAGGUAAAAUAUAGCGCUCACGAAAGUACCUCUGUGCAAUGGAAUUUAUUAUAUAAGUGUUUUGUGAAUUUAAGGUAAAAUGCGAUAAUGAAUUGUUCAAUCUUCAUUAUUCGGCAUAAUUCAGGGUAUUGCUAUUCGCUAAGCAUUUACUUUCUUGCUAUAAUUGAUGACCGCGUAUAUAGCGAUAUCAAAUUCCCAGCGAAUACUACCAACUAAGCAGUGUGUUCAUUGCAAAGUGUGAAAUGUUUAAUGGUCAAACCAAUUUGGCCUUGAUUAUGAUGUCCUAAUAUAAAGUCAGUAGAAAGUUACAACCGUGUAUAUCUACAGGUAAAGUAAAACAUCAAUAGAUUCGUAUAAAGGAACUAUUUUUUCUCCGUUGACAUAAACAUUAAAUAGUUGAAUUCUUCAUCAGUUUGUACAAACUUGACGGGGGGAUGGAGAUUCUAAAUAUUGUGUAAUAAUGGGUACAUACGUAUGUAGCUAAAAACACAAUUUUCUAAGAAUACCUCAUGAAAAUAAUAAUUGCACAGAAGCAAAACAAUAUAUAUAGUUACAAAAUGCAAUACUGUACUAAGUGAGUGCCAUAAGGAUCCUUUUUUAUUCUAUGUUCUUUCACGUUUGGUACCUUGUGCUUGACAGAAUUCACAUAAUUCUAGUGUGCUAUAUUAUAACAGGUUAUCAUUGAUAAUUUCACAAUUGUGAUGGCGGAAAAUAUGUCACUGUGUGCGUGUGCGCGUGCAUGCUGUGGAGGGGGUUUAGUAAAACAUAAUUAUGCCUAUUAAGCAGCCGACGAUAUUGAUUGUAAAAGCUAUGGAUAGAUGGAGGACGCUAGAUGGAAAAUGGUACAGGUAAGUCUUGAUAGAAAGCAUGUGUAUCUCAAUGAAAAUUGCCAUGGGCAAAACUCGAGUAAAGCCGAUUUUGAUUUGUGUCGCAGAUAAUCACCCAACUGUAAACAUUCAGUAUCAUUAUAGUAUAUCCUGGAAUUCUGACUAAACAGAGGCAAAACAACAUUUGUAUCCACAAACUUCAAUACUGUAUCAAGAUAAUAAUAAGUGUCAUUUAUAAAAUGUUUUAUUAUAUGUGCUCUUUCACGUUCGGUAACUUGUGCUAGAUAGAAUAUCACGUUGUUUUGUGUGUUAUUUGGCAACAUGUUAUCAUUGAUAUUAUUUCAAUUAAGACGAUUGAAAAUAUGUUCUCUUGUGUGUGUGUAUGUGUGUGUGUGUUGGAGAGUAAAUGUUACGACUUAUGAUCACAAGUAGCUAACGGUAGUUUAGUUUAAACAGUUUUAUUGUCGUAAAUAAGGACAAUUGAACACGGUAUUGAUUGUAACUAAAAGCCAUGAAUGAUGAGAAUUAAGCAUAAUUAUGGAAGGAGACAGGUAGGCUUAGAGGGAGAAUGGAAUUGUGAGAAAACCGCUUUUGUCAAACUUGAGUAAACUGAAUAUUGAUUUGUGUCGUUGACGUACAGUACAUCUGUAUCAGUAUAAUAUCCCAACUGUACAGUACAUCUGUAUCAGUAUAAUAUUCCAACUGUACAGUACAUCUGUAUCAGUAUAAUAUCCCAACUGUACAGUAUCAUUAUAGUAUACGGUUUUCAUUUCAAGUUUAUUUUGUGAUACUUUCAGUCGACGUUUUUUUAUUCUAUUUCAUUCGAGCAUUACGCAAACUGUUUGGAGCUUUGAAACAAGAUUAUACGGACUAUAAAAGGUUGGGACCGAAUCAUCUUAAGCUGAUGUAGAGAAACACUCGGGCCAAACGACCUGUACAGAUGAAGUUGGUUUAUAAACGAAGGCAAAUUUUGCCUCUUUGUCGUUAUCACGGUGUAAUCGAAAUCCGGUAAAAUAAAAUGCCUAAGCAGUGAUUUCAAAACUGAUCACAUAUGAUUAUCAAAUGUCGCUGGUUCAUACGUAUACAUGUUCAAGAUAUCAAUAUUUUCUGUAUUAUACUUGUAUUAUCUUAUCCAAUUAAUAU